ACGCAAUUAAAUUGGAAUUUCUGGGCAACGGUGGAGCAAAUGCUUAAGAAGUUUGAAGCAGACUUGAUACCCGAAUUCUGCACUCCACUGUGCUGCUUCUGCCGGUUCAAUGGAGCUGAAAACGCAUUCACAUCGUCGAUGGCCGCAACAACGAGCAGAACGACGACAACAACCAUGCCCGGAGGCAGUCACACGGACAAUGUUAUUGACACCCCAGCGACAAGGUUUCGAUUUCAGGCCCUCCGACGACCAGUGCCCCACCCUACUGUCCCUAUCUACUCGACAUUCACACCCAGGAUUAUGGGCAUGGGACGAACGCAUCCUUUGUCGACGCGUCCUGCGCUUGAUUGGCACUUUUGCUGA
Drosophila rhopaloa is the source of this 363-nucleotide messenger RNA. RefSeq lists its product as uncharacterized. Bases 40 to 363 code for a protein of 107 amino acids. The record is from RefSeq and is a predicted model, not a curated record. NCBI's taxonomy places the organism in Eukaryota, Metazoa, Arthropoda, Insecta, Diptera, Drosophilidae. The transcript is spliced from 2 exons.